GUGUGUAACUCCCAUAGCGCUGGUGACACUUUAUGGCAGUCCACACUAAUUCUGGUUUAAGGUUUGUUUGGAAAAAGAAAAAACAGGUUUUGAUAGAACUGUCCAAUGAGAUUAGCCUAUGCUAAUGAGAUGGAGGAGGAAGACAGGCAUGACCUGCUGUGUCAGAGGGAUAGAGAAGAAGAAAGAGCAGAAGAGACAGAGAAAGAGAACCUGCUGACAUGCUUUGUCGAUUGAUUGGAAUGGUUCUACAUUUGGAUGAGCGACGUUCAUUCAGGUUCAUUUUGCAAGGAAGGUGUGUUUUCACAUAUUGUCCCUCCACAAACCGGGACGCUCAGAACACCAUGUCAUGUGCUCAUCUAUUUUUCAAGCAGGGCACCACAAAGAGCUAUGUAUUUUCGAAGCAUUGCUGUAUGUGCUUGUCUGUUCAAUGUUGCCAUGGUUCAAAAUGUCUAUCCAUGCAUUCCUAGCCCUCGCCCAUGGUCUUCCAUGAUCGGGAUAUGUGCAAUCACAGUUUUUCUCAAUGCAGCUGGCAGCAUGGGGAUGCAGCUGACCUCUACUGGUCCUCAGACCGUCCAGAGGGCCCAGGGGGAGAGAAUGACCCUGGUGUGUACAUACACACCUGACCCCUCGGACACUGGAGAGCUGGAUAUUGAGUGGUCAGUGGUCAGCCCAGAUACCACCCAGAAGGACCAACUGCUGUUGUCCUAUGCAGGUGGGAAUAAGUACGUCCAUGGUAACCCUGGUCUAACUAAGGGGCUGGACUUUGCUGCUGGUGACCCUUCCCUGGGUGAUGCGUCCCUCUCCAUCGCUUUCCUGUCACCAGCCCAUUCUGCCAUCUACCAGUGUAAAGUCAAGAAGUCACCGGGAGUGGACAUGCAGAAAGUGUCCCUGGUCGUGAUGGUGCGUCCUUCGGUGCCUAAAUGCUGGGUGGAGGGUGAGGCGGCAGUGGGGGAGACUGUCUCCCUGCACUGCAAGUCAUCCGAGGGGUCCUCUCCCCUCAACUACGCAUGGAAGAGAGAAGGAGGAGGUCCCAUCCCACCCUCAGCCACACAGAACCGUGUGACUGGGGAGUUGUUGAUCAGCAAUCACUCUCAGAGCUUUGUGGGGAUUUACAUGUGUGAGGUGACCAAUGCUGUGGGGGACGAGAGGUGCAGAGUCAAACUGACAGCUAACAAACCCCCUAACAGAGCAGGAGUGAUAGUGGGUACUGUGGUGGGUUGUCUACUGCUCAUCAUCAUUCUGGCGAUACUCAUAUGGCUCCUCAUCUACAAGUGUGAUGCAAGGUUCACACGCUAUGAGAAGGAAGUGUCUAACGAUAUCAGGGAGGACGUCCCAGCCCCAGAGAGCCGGCCACACAGCCGAGGCAGCAGCCGGGGCGCAAGCCUCCACCCUGGGGUAGCCUACAGCCAGGUGGGAAUGCAACAGACGGGGCACUCAGAUCGAGGACACACACACAUCCCAUCCAGCAGCACUGGAUACACACCUGUCAAAUAUGACAGCAGAUACGGCUUCGCUGUGUGAUCGGAGAGAAAGAUGAUAACAAUCGUGUUUUGCAGGGUGAAAUUAGGUACAUUCCCUAUUGUGACUUUGAAAGGCAUUUCAUCAGUGGGUUUUAAUCAUAUAAAAUACCAUGAUAAUUAAUUUGAAAUUAAUACUGUUGAUAGAUGUUGCUUUGGCAUUGGAAUAAGAUAACAAGCUAAUACUACAAAGGAAGCAGAACACACAGAGUUCUUUAUUCUCCAAAUCAUUUUUCUAAGUAAUAAUAUCAAAGCCACAGUCUACGAUUUCCAGUGAUUCAUUUUCAUGUAAUAAAAUAUACCAUUUGAUUUAGCAGAAUAUUAUAAUACCUCAAUGAGAUUGGAUAACAUUACCUUAUCAUAAAUUUCAAAAAUAAGUACCUAUUACUCAAUUUGCUCCUUUUUUAUAUAUUUUUUUAUAUUUCAAUAGUUUUGUGCACUAGUUUUACAAUAUAUUUUAAAGGUUUAAAUGUUGUCCUUGUAGUAAUUCUUUAAUAUAUGUAUGUUUCAUUUAAAUAAAUGUCUCCUAAAAGUCCA
Messenger RNA from Oncorhynchus tshawytscha (Chinook salmon), 2054 nucleotides. It is a transcript of the gene vsig8a, whose product is annotated as V-set and immunoglobulin domain containing 8a. The record is from RefSeq and is a predicted model, not a curated record. Bases 256 to 1521 code for a protein of 421 amino acids. NCBI's taxonomy places the organism in Eukaryota, Metazoa, Chordata, Actinopteri, Salmoniformes, Salmonidae. The transcript is spliced from 8 exons.